Fragaria vesca subsp. vesca is the source of this 698-nucleotide messenger RNA. RefSeq lists its product as uncharacterized. Lineage: Eukaryota; Viridiplantae; Streptophyta; Magnoliopsida; Rosales; Rosaceae. Bases 127 to 567 code for a protein of 146 amino acids. The transcript is spliced from 3 exons. The record is from RefSeq and is a predicted model, not a curated record.
CUGCUGAUGUAAUCUUUUGUUAAGGAAGAAUACAUAACUGGGUAGUAGUUUAUUAUCUCCAUAGACUAUUUCUUAGUGUGCUGAGAUUUCCUCUGAAAAUCAACUUCUUCUCUAGCUCUUCAAGCCAUGGUCACAGAGGAUCAUGAAAUGCAUCAUGGAUGGCCUCUUGGGCUUGAGAUUAUGAGUUUAAGGCUUGGACUGGGGGAGAGCUUACCAGCUGAUGUUACAAGACACCAUGUACCUUCAACUAGUUUCACCUCAUUUUCAUCUUCAAACCUUGACACUGAGUCUACAGCAUCCUUUUUCCAAGACCACAGCAUGUCACUAGGCCGGCUAAUUGGGAUUCGAGCCAACGAUAGAGGGCGCUUGUACUACUCGAAUCCAACUAGAUUCGAUGAACAUGACAGGGUUUCUCUAAAAGCUAGUUCGCGAAAUUCUGAUGUCUCAAGAAGACAUCAAGUAGACAUGUCUAGACGGAUUUGCUUACCGCUGCUGCUUGGUGCUCUUGUAAAGAUAAGCAGGAGUAAGAACAAGUCUAAGAAGCCAAAGUUUGAAGGGAAACACUAAAAUCAGUUUGUGUAGAAAAUGAGUUGCUCAUUGUAACUGCUGCAAAGUUCACAGUUGAUAUGUUGAUAAUUGAGAGGAUUCUUGUCCUUGAGUUCUUACCCAAAUUGCUAUGUAUACCAUAUGCCUUACUC